Messenger RNA from Hevea brasiliensis (rubber tree), 504 nucleotides. RefSeq lists its product as uncharacterized. The transcript has a single exon. The record is from RefSeq and is a predicted model, not a curated record. Bases 1 to 504 code for a protein of 167 amino acids. NCBI's taxonomy places the organism in Eukaryota, Viridiplantae, Streptophyta, Magnoliopsida, Malpighiales, Euphorbiaceae. Gene Ontology annotation, molecular function: nucleic acid binding; RNA-DNA hybrid ribonuclease activity.
AUGGUCCCUCAAGAUACUCAGGUUGUCCAUCAAAAUUGGCUCUCACCCCCUCAAAAUGGGUUUAAAGUGAACUAUGACACGGUUGUGGAAAAGUCACCAAAUAGAGGUGCGAUUGCAGUAGUCAUCCGAAAUCAUUUGAGCCACAUCCUUGAUUGGCACUCUGGUGUUAUAUCACAUCUUUUAGAGGCUCUACCAUUGGAGGCAAUGGCAUGUAGGGAAGCCCUCCUCUUCAUCUCGGAUAAACAACUUCAUGGAGUAACAGUGGAAGGAGAUUCUAAUACCCUAGUAGAUGUUAUCAACAACAAUGCUCCGCCUACUGCAAUUUUUAGCCUAGUUCAUGAUAUCAUUGAAAUUUGUAAAUUACUGAAUUACAUUCUUUUUUCCUUUGUCAAAAGGGAAGGUAAUAAAGUCGUGCAUUGCUUAGCGCAAAAAGCUCCUAGGGAUUCUUCCUUCUGCAUUAAUCCAAUGAUCCAAAACCACUUUGUAAGGAGUCUUUCUAUUUGA